AUGGGAGGGGAGCAGAUUAAAGAAAAGAAUUAAGAUGUGUGGCCUAUGUGUCCCGGCUUUCCACGAUGACUGUGAUCCUUACGUCCUGCAAAGGUACUAAUUAAAAAGAGAGAGAGAGAGAGAAAAAAAAAAAAAACAUACCGAGUGUCUACAGCCAAGUAGCAGUGAUGAAGGCCUGGUCUCUCAUGGAUAAAAACAGACUGGAUGGAGAUCUCUCUGGCCUACUCUACUCUCCAGCUGUGCUUCUAACAACGGAGAUCGGAGACCGUGAGUUGCAAUGAACUGGCCCCUGAAGAAGAAGCAGGAGGAGCACGCUGGCCCGCACUGGGCGGGAAUGGCACUGCCUUCCCGACACUGCCUCCUUCUGAUCGGCGCCCUGGGCAUCUUUGCGCUUGACUGUUUCACCAAAGGUCAGAAGAACAGCACGCUAAUUUUCACAAAGGAAAACACCAUCCGGAACUGCAGCUGCUCUGCAGACAUCCGGGACUGUGACUACAGUUUGGCCAACCUGAUGUGCAGCUGUAAAACCAUCCUGCCUUUUGCAGCAGAGCGAACCAGCUACAAGGGCCAUCUGACCAUCUGGUUCACGGACUCAUCUGUGCUGGGCCGCCUGUUGAACUUCACACCGGUCCAGGACCUGAAGCUUUCUCUGUGCAGUUCCAACACCCUCCCCACCGAGUACCUGGCUGUCUGUGGGCUGAAGAGGCUUCGAAUCAGCACAGAGGCCAAAUACCCUUUCCCAGAGCAGAGCUUACUCAUCCACAGUGGUGGGGACAGCGACUCCCCAGCGACUCCCACAUCAUCACACAAAGGCUGGGAGGCAUGUAUGUAUAUUUCAUUCCUGGAUGUGGCUCUUUUCAACAGGGACUCAUCCUUAAAAUCAUAUAGCAUUGAAAACAUUGCCAGCAUUGCCAAUGAUUUGCCUGACUUUUCUCACUUUAAAGCCUUCCCAAUGCCAAACAACAAAAGCUAUGUUGUUACUAUCAUUUACUAAUAUUGUAACUGUGUCCGAAA
This is a messenger RNA of Fukomys damarensis (Damara mole-rat), 1014 nucleotides long. RefSeq names its product chromosome unknown C21orf62 homolog (gene Epcip). The record is from RefSeq and is a predicted model, not a curated record. Lineage: Eukaryota; Metazoa; Chordata; Mammalia; Rodentia; Bathyergidae. The coding region runs from base 278 to 994 and encodes 238 amino acids. The transcript is spliced from 2 exons.